Trichosporon asahii var. asahii CBS 2479 is the source of this 1620-nucleotide messenger RNA. RefSeq lists its product as uncharacterized. The record is from RefSeq and is a predicted model, not a curated record. The coding region runs from base 1 to 1620 and encodes 539 amino acids. The transcript is spliced from 2 exons. Gene Ontology annotation, molecular function: chromate transmembrane transporter activity. Gene Ontology annotation, biological process: chromate transport. NCBI's taxonomy places the organism in Eukaryota, Fungi, Basidiomycota, Tremellomycetes, Trichosporonales, Trichosporonaceae.
AUGGGCGUCGUCUACCACCUCAAGGAGGUGUUCAAGCACUACUGGGAUCUGGGCUUUGUGUCCUUCGGCGGUCCCGGCGUGCACGUCAUCAUCCUCCGGAAACGUUUCGUGCAGACACUGAAAUGGGUCGACGAGACUGUGUUCCUCGACCUGUUUGCGCUCGGCAACGCCCUCCCGGGACCAGGUAGCACGCAGCUCGCCUUCUCGAUCGCGGUGGUAUGUCACGGCGUAUUGGCCGGUCUGCUCGCCUUCUUCCUCUGGUCACUGCCCGGAGCGAUCGGCAUGGGUAUUCUGGGUUAUGGCGUUGGACGGAUUCCGGAUCAGAUCCCAGCCAUCGUGAUGGCGCUCCUGACCGGCUUGAACGCGGCAGCAGUCGGUCUCAUCGCUCUCGCGGCCGUGCAGCUCGGUCAUGCCGCAGCGACAGACAAGAUCACGCUCGUCAUCCUCUGGCUCUCGGCCUCGUUCGGCAUCUGCUACCACGCGCCGUGGAUGUAUCCCGUCCUCAUUGUCGCGGGUGGCCUGACGACACUGCUCUGGGACUUCCGCCGGCAGUGGUUUAUCACCCCCGCCAAGAAGCUGGUCAAGAAGCACGAGCAUCACCCGCAGCAGCACGGCGACAUCCCUCUCGAGCCGAUCCCGGAGCGACGCUCGCCCACAGCUUCUGUCGCCGACAACGCAUCUCUCCGUGAGCGUGCUUCCAUUCGCAAGACGUCCGAUACCGACAUUCCCGUCGUGCCCGAGGUCUCGUCCGUCCCAGCCCCUGCGCCGAUCCACGAACGUCCAGGCUCGACUCGCUCCGUCUCAAACGGUAUCGGCAACGUGAGCUCAACGUCGUUGCGGCCCCGCGCCUCCCCGAGUGAGGAGGAGGCGCCCGAGCCGACACCGGAGCCAGCGCAGGAGACGCUCAAGUUCAAAGUGAUCCCGACCUCUGUGGCGUGUGCGCUGUUGCUCGGCUUCGUGCUCUUCCUGGCCGUGCCGCUCGGCGUCCGUGGCGGCCUGAAGCAUGCCGGGAAGCACGUGUCCCGCGCCUUUGACUUCUUCUGCGCCGUCCUCAUCCCCUCCGUCAUCAUCUUUGGCGGCGGGCCGGUCGUAAUCCCCCUGCUGAGGGACUAUGUUGUCGCUCCCGGCUUCGUGUCCGACCGCGACUUCCUCCUCGUCUUCUCCAUCCUGCAAGCGUUCCCCGGCCCUAACUUUAACUUCGCCGUCGCCCUUGGCGUCAUUGCCCUCACGCCCGUGGGCCAGCCGGUCCUGGGCGCUUUCCUGGGCUACAUCGGUAUCUUCGCGACUGGCAUUCUGCUCAAACUCGCUCUCUUGCCUAUCUACGUGAACUGGAAGGAUCUGACUGUCGUCCGGGCCAUCAUUCGCGGACUGAAUGCCGCCGCCUCCGGACUCGUCUUCACCGCCGUCUGGCAGCUGUUCCUCGUCGGAUACAUCUACUCCUCUGGCGAGGGAGAUAAGAGCACCUCGCUCUCGGGACCCCUCACGGCUGACCCUUUCUGGGCCGUCGUGGCGUCGGGUUCGUUCCUCGCGAGCUACCGCUUCAGCUCGCCGGCUUGGGCCAGCGUGCUGGGUGGCGGCGUGGCGGGACUCGCAUGGUACGGCGUGCAGCAAUCGAAGUAG